AACACGACACCCCGAGGACGGCGAGAGGCACGGGGGGAGGAGAGACUCGCGCUGAAUGGUGUGAGAGUGAGUGGAGGACUUAAAAAGUCUGUAAAGAAAGAGAGCUUCCUCUCCGACGUUUUAUUUCUGUCAAAGAAGUAACAAAGCUUUGCGGUAGAGAGAUGUCAAACAGCGACGAGGAUGCGGUUGCGACGGAGUAAACAACCCCUGAACAGUUAGCAAAAUAAGUUGUUAAAACAGAGUGAAAGGCUGUUUGGCUGCAUCGAGACGGGACGGUUGGCAGUUUUCCGCCGCGACUUGAGCGGAAUUCAGCGCCGCUUGUUACAGAGAAGUGAGGACCGACAGCGAAGUCUUGACCGCUCGUAUCGCCCGGGAAGGGAACCUCUCGGUCGGUUGCUCGGUUGGCAGAGAGCCGGGGGGGGAAGCGGAGCGCGGCGGCGGCGGCGGCAGCGGCGGCAGCAGCGCGAAGAAGGAGAGCCGCUGAAGUUGUAGCUCCAAAAGUUUGCCGUGUAUCUUUCACCUAGUGUUCCAGAUUAGGAACCACAGGGGGAGAGGAAGAGGCCGAGGGACUGACUUUCCUUUUUCCACGAGCAACUUUGUGGGAGAACAUCCUGCUCUGUAAAACUUCAGCAGCCUGCUAAGAAGCUGAAAGAACAAAGAAUGAAAACACCUGGAGAAAGUGGGUUCGCCUUCCCAGACUGGGCGUACAAGCCUGAGUCGAGCCCCGGGUCCAGACAGAUCCAGCUGUGGCACUUCAUCCUGGAGCUGCUCAGAAAAGAAGAGUAUCAUGAUGUCAUCGCCUGGCAGGGGGACUACGGCGAGUUUGUCAUCAAGGACCCGGAUGAAGUGGCCCGGCUGUGGGGGGCCCGGAAAUGUAAACCCCAGAUGAACUACGAUAAGCUUAGCAGGGCUCUAAGAUACUACUACAACAAGAGGAUACUCCAUAAGACCAAAGGCAAGAGGUUCACAUACAAGUUCAACUUCAAUAAACUGGUUUUGGUCAACUACCCCUUCAUUGACAUGGGCUCCACUGGAAGCAGCGUCCCACAGAGCGCUCCUCCCGUCCCCACUGGUGCAGGGACUCACUUCCGUUUCCCUCCCUCCACACCAUCUGAAGUCCUCUCCCCGAAUGAAGACCUACGCAGCCCUGGUGGCAUGUUCAGCUCUGUGGCCCGACGUAUGGCCCGUGGCUCCGUUAGCGACUGUAGCGAUGGCACCUCUGUCAAUUCUGAGAUUGAGGAUGGCAACACGGGAGCGGGAGAAGAGAGGGGAGAGAGGGGUGUGAGUGGAGGAGGACAUGGUGGUGGAGGUUACAGAAGCAUCAUUCAUCCACGUCUUUCUCAUGAAGCCCUGUUUCGCAUGUACGGAGGACCAGGCAACCCCGCUGGACACCCAGGCUCCCGUGGCCCUGCUGGGCACCGGAUCCACCAAGAGCCCCUGUCCCCCUUCCCUGUGUCUCCUUUACCAGGACCAGGAGGAGCCGGUCUGCUAGCACCUCCUCUGUCUCCUGCGCUCUCCAUGACCCCAACAUCUCACCUCCCCUACACCCCCUCACCCACACUGUCACCAAUGUUAGGCUCUCACUUCUCCUUCAACGCUGAGGACAUGAAACGCUACCUGCAGGCUCACACCCAGUCCGUGUACAACUACGGCCUGAGCCCCAGAGCCUUCCUCCAGUACCCCAACAUCGUCAUCCCUCAGCCCCACCGGCCAUCUGCAGACAAAACCCUGACCGGAGAGAGAGGAGAGAGAGCAGAACGAGUAGCUGCCGGGGUAGGAGAGCGGCACCAUCAUCCAUCCCUGGCUCACUCCGCCCACCACCAUCCGCAUCCACCUCAUUCCGCCCAUCCUCACCCCCAUUCUCACUCCAUGCACCACUCGCUCCACCUGGGUGAGGAACCUCCACACAUGUCUCCCUUCAAGUUCAAGCUGCAGCCACCACCGCUGGGCAGGAAGCAGAGAGAUAGUCAGAGUAAACCCAGGCAGAGCUCCAUGUCCUCAGGCUCAGGAUCUGGGUCCAUGUCAUCUACAUCUGGCCUCGGCUCCUCGCUGUCGUUUGGCAGCGACCUAAGCUCAGCCAGUGGCUCAGGCCUGAUUUCUGCCUCCUCCUCGACACAGUCCCUAAACAGUGCAGGACUUCCCAAGAUAAAGGUGGAGCCCAUCUCUGAUAUCGAGUCAGAGGAAGAGGUGGAGGUGACCGACAUCAGUGAUGAGGACCCAGAUGAGAGAGAUGAGGAUUUUGAGCUCUUUUCCCCUCGCCAUCCCAGACCCCUCAACCACCACCACCACCACCACCACCACCAUCACCAUACCAACGGCACAGCAAUGCCCAAACACCAUCCCCAUCCUGAUGAGGACCUUGAUGAGGACGUGUUCAAAGCCCCUGCUCCGCCUCCGCCAAGCCUGAUGCCCUUCUUCACCUCACAUCACACACACUCCACUUUGUAUCGUGGGUUGCCCACCCUCAAGAGUGAACCCAUUGAACCAGGGGAUGGUCACACACCUCCCCCUCAGACAGGGUCGGCUGGAGCUUCCCAGACAAAAUGCAUCCCCCUAAAGUUGCGAUUCAAGAGGCGCUGGAGUGAAGACCAGCGCAUGGAGGCCUCACAGGAGGAGUCGGACGACAAGAAAGUACGACCCCAGGAGGAGAGGGAAAAGGAGAGGCAAAGUAAUGGACGGAUGGAGAUGGAUGAAGAUGGGACAGGCAGCGGGGAUGGAGACAGUCCUCCACCAUUGACGUACGAGGGCUCUUUAACCACACCGUUGUCUUCACAGCGGAGAGUGAGUGCUGAGCUGCAUCGUGCCACUGCACAGCUGUCUCUGGAAAACAAAGACUGCUGAUGUGAGACACAAACACUACUGCUCCAGUAGUACUGGAGGUGGAACAGGGGUGUGUAAAUGGUCUCUCUGUAAUCCCUCUUCCACACUUGCAAACUAGAUUCCUGAAACCUCCAGUGAACUGAGAGCUCAGUCCAACAUACACACAUACUAAACCUUCACCUCAAAGAAAGCCUGACUCUUGUUUUGUCAAAUCUUUCACCAGACCUCUGUCUGGAUCAGGGUUCUUCUGGGACACAUCUUUUUUGGGAGGUGGGACUCACUCAGACUAAGCCAUGCCAGCCAACAGUGACUGUGAUGGGGGUGAAAUCAGAGGGAGGCUCCCCUUAUGAAACUUGACCCCAAGUUCACCUCCCACCUGGCCAGUGAAGCUCCCCAUGCCCCGCACCGGUAGCACAGCUCCCUCAUUCAGACCCCAUCCGUCAAAUCAGCAGCACUUUCCUGAGGAGACACACACUCCCUUAAAACCCAGAAACCAACCUAGGAUGAUGUUGCUUACACUCUCUCCUAUGUUUUUUUUCCUAAAAGCUGGUGGGACUUUGAUAAGUGCCUGUAUCUAAAACCCACAACCCUGGAUGUACAGGAAAGAUAACAAAGGAUAAAGACGAGUGCAAUGAUAAAUCAUUCUUUAAGUCAUGAAAUGCUUGUAAAGUUCAAAAAGAUACUGACAAAAACAAGUGUGUCUCAAAGACUGAAGAGUGGGGCUGUUUUAAACCUGGCCCACUCCACUCAGGGAAGUCUAUUGCUGUAUGUUUAUUGGAAUCAUGCACACAAACACACAGGCAAAAACACAGCCAACAGUGAAGAAGACCCACAAUGGAAAUCACAAAAGUACACACACACAUUCACAAAUACACUGACUUUGACUCUCGCACACUGUUCUCUUAGAGCUUUUGACUUUUGUAUAACCUUUUCCUGUCUCUCUCCUGUCCUGUUACUUUUUCUCUUGCGAACCACCUGUGGAAACAUGACUCAAUUUAAGAAAUAAUUGUAACCCCAGGAAGAUACUAGUUGAAGCAUGAAGAGGAGACCAUUGUAGAAAAAAAAGGACAGCAUAUGGGACCAACAGUGGGGGAAGGCAGCAGGAGGGAUUCUGAGGCGUUCAUGUAACUGUUAACCAGCCUAAUCACCUCAUCUAACAUGGCUUGUAUAUUUAAAAAAAAAAAAAUCUGCAGGCCAAGCAGCACAGAAUACCAGAUCACCAGCUAAAGCUCCUCUAACAAUCGUAAUGUUAAACUAAACCAGCAAACACACAUACAGACACAACACUGCCUUUUGCUCCCAAAUACACACACACUGUCCGGACCUCCAGCUCUCCCUGAAGUGGCAUCAUCCUCAGACUCUGUCAGUGUUUAACACUGCCAGGCCUGUGAGAGUCUGAGAGAGCAGGGAACACCUUAGACCUCACACACACUCACACUCACACUCACACACAGCCUAUCUAUGCCUUGUUUUUAUAGCAUGUAUAAAAGUGCAAACUGAGCUCUAAUAACACACAAACAGACUAUAUCUUUAUAUAUUCUAAAUAUUAUAAUUAAAUGAGUUACAUUUUAAAGACAGCCAUAGCAUUUUAAUGGUAAGAAUGAUUUUGUAAGUGGAUUGUUUUUUUUGAAGUGGUAAGAAACUCGUUUAGUGAUAUACGGUUACAUGGAGGGUGGGUGGACAAGAUAAAGAGGGGUGGAGGUCCAGGCUUGUCUUGUAAAUUUGUUUCAUAGAAGAAACAAGCCACAAGACCAGCAUAGGAGUUCAAGAGACUGACAAUGACUCACUCUGCUGUUCACUGUAUUUUCAGCACGCAGCGCUCUUCUUCUUCCUGUCUACACAGUCUAGCUUAUAGGGUUCUCCCAGGCUUGUGCUCUCCUGGCCCUAGGCCAUCUCUCCAGGCUCUCUGUGUGUGUGCUUAGUGUUAGCCAAUGGGUUAUUAGUUAAGUAGUAAUCCUGUCUUUUCUUUUAUUCCACUUAGCAUAAUGCUCCAAAGUUCACUGCAGCAGGGGGGAGGGGGUAAAGGGGUUAAUCAUUACUGUAUGAUAGCCUGGAACAUGUGAGACCCUGUCCUUAAAGGCCCCUCUCCUACAACUAUGCACAUUUACACAUACACAAAUGAUUAUGUCUAACAUGCUGGAGGCCAGGUCGUCGAGGGGUCUGAUUGGACACCAAGGCGAGCUGUGUUAAACAGCAGCCUGUCCCCGCCUGGCCAGCGACAAGUCAGAUCUAUUGCAGCGACCUGUGAGAUCGACAGCCUCCAGGCAGUCUGUGUGGCUGAGCUGAUUGAAUUUCCUCAUCAGACCCCUGUGGGCUGGACUGGAGCAUGUCACAACACACACACACACACACACACACACACACACACACACACACACACACACACACACCCGAGUCCUGAGUCUGUACCUGAACUGAUAGCUGCCUUAUUACUACUUGUCAUAUCUCAGUAACAGAUGAGGAAUCUGUCUUACCUGCUCUGCACUCUUUCUCUCUCCUCUUUCCAUUUCCUUUUUUCCUCACUCUGUUUCAGGCAUUUGUCUGACGUCCCGCUAACUGAGGGGCAGUCUGACUCAGUCAUGAUAUUGCAGGGUAAAAAGAUUGACUGGACUCUUGAUUGUAACACAGGCUAUCUCUCGUCCUGUUCCUGGCCUCUACAGUCACAGAGCGGUAGAUAAACAGCACAGUUACAUUUCUCUAUCAGAAGAAGAAAGGUUUCUCAGUUUAUUUUUCUGAUGUUGAUAUUGAUUAUUGUUGGUGUUAUUAUUGUUCCCAUUGGGUUAUGUACCUUUCCAUCUGGCAUUAUUAUUAUUCCAUGGCUCUGUUAGCUGUUGCUUUUUAUGUUGUGUACAUCCUUUCUCUGUUUCAAACCUUGAAGCCCCAUAAACCAGAGAUGUUUUACUUAUAUUUAGUUUUUACAAAUGUAAAAUAACUCAAAUGUGUAAUAUUAAUUUUGAUGCUGACAGAAAAAAACACCCAGGGCAGAGAGGAGAAGGGCAGUGGCAAAGGAUUUUAUUUAGAGGGAGAGGGAGGAGUGAUUUUAUCUUUUGUCAUGUAUUGUAAUUUUUGUUUUAUAAUGUUACUAUUAUCUCUCUCUUGCUCUUGUACAUUUUUUCUUGUUUUUUUUUCUGGGGGGGAGGGUUAUAUUUCAAAAGAAGAAAAAAGAUGUGUAUUGUUCGACUCUGUAAAGGUCUAUCUUCCCCCUCUUUCAGUCUCUUCUUUUGCCUUGUCUCCCCCGAGCAGUUACAUAACACUCAGAUGGAGAGAUGAGAGUUAAUACCAUGAUGUAACAUUGAAUUUCUCCACUUCUUUAGUGUUUUUUUCCAAACUUGUAAUUAAGCUGUAAUCAGGGUUAAUUAAAACUGGUUAAAACCCAA
This is a messenger RNA of Labrus mixtus (cuckoo wrasse), 6197 nucleotides long. RefSeq names its product Ets2 repressor factor like 3 (gene erfl3). The record is from RefSeq and is a predicted model, not a curated record. Bases 661 to 2841 code for a protein of 726 amino acids. Gene Ontology annotation, cellular component: nucleus. The transcript has 5 exons. NCBI's taxonomy places the organism in Eukaryota, Metazoa, Chordata, Actinopteri, Labriformes, Labridae. Gene Ontology annotation, molecular function: DNA-binding transcription factor activity, RNA polymerase II-specific; sequence-specific DNA binding. Gene Ontology annotation, biological process: cell differentiation; regulation of transcription by RNA polymerase II.